AGUAGCGAUGUUUCGUGUAAUGGAGUGCAGACUCUAAAAGUCUAAACAAUCUACAAUGAGAAUCAUAGACAACAGAAAACUUAGUUGACAUGGCGGAAUAAUCAGCUGUUAAUUGCAAUGCUAACGAAUAAGUGGAAUAAUUCUCGUAGGUAAUAAUUAAUUUCGCAUUAAAUUGGGUUUUAAUUCAUCCUAAGUUUGAAUAAUGCAAGUCGUAUAUAUUUUUAAAGCGAUAAAUUAAAAUUUAUUGAAACAAAAAGGGAAUGGCGCGAUGUCCCUUGUCAUCUGUCAGCUUCAUUCAUUCAUCCAUUGUGCAGAAAAAAUGUGACUUGUUCGCUUUGUAAUUUUGUUUUUAUGUAAUAAGUGCUAGUUGAAUAUUAGAUCCACCCAUUAUUACAUCCCAUUACAUUUACGAAAGUGCUAAUUAUCAUAUUGCAUAAUAAGAACGGGCAGAGUAACAACAGGGCCUGUUACUGUGCUCCAAGUUUAUUCCCUCUACAAAGAGCUUGGUGCGGCGUCGGCAAAUGAAAUGCUUAUUUUUCUUGCGCAGUGAGUUGUUCAGUGUCUCAUUUGAUGAAGAAAUAGAGGUGUUAAUAAAAUAGUGUAGUGUGAACGCAAGCCAGAAUGUCGGGUCGGGUAAGGAAGCAGUCGGACUGCCCCGUGAGCAAGCAGGGGCCUAUGCGAGCAACGCUGCCGGUAUCAUCAGUGAUGAAGAGCGGCGGCCUUAAAAAGAAUGCCAGCAACAGUCCAACGCUGUCACCCACUAACCCUUGGCGUCGAAUAUCACCGGAUCACGCCCUGUCUGGACAGCGAAGCCCUGGCGCUGUCAAUUACAAAGGCAAAAGUAGAUUUGGUGCUAGUGUGAUAAGACGUACAGCAUCAUUGGACACACUGUAUCACAAAGGACAAUGGUCCAGGGAUUACUAUCAACAUGCUAGCCAGUUGCAAAUUGAUAAGUCUACACAAACUGAUGAUGGAGGCGGGGCAUCAGGACGUUCCUCCCGCAGUUCUGAUGAUGACAAGCUAGAUCGUUUCUUGCGUAGUCGCCUUCAGAGACCACACAAACCUUCUGCAUCUGGAGACUACUCCAGCCAUUCCAUGAGCACUGCUCUAUGGUCCCGUUUUGGAGGUAGCAGUGUCCCGUUGAGAGCUGCCAGAUCAUCUGUCGAGGGUCUAAAUCAGGAGAUCGAGAGACUCGUGCUGCAACCAGCAAGUGGCACUCAAACUCCACAUCUAGAUCGGCUAAGAGACAAGGUGACUCCGGAAGGGCAUCGCGCACCUCUUGCGGAACUUCUAAGGCGUUCUGUGAACACACAGACACCACACGAUCUGUGUCAUACUGCUCAUUCUUCAGGAGGCAGCGUGUGUUCUUCUCCAGAUCUCGACGGGUCUAAGUUAGGAACAUCUCCGCAAAUUAAUCGCUUCUUGGCUCGCGAACCCCCAGAUGGUUGUGAAAAGGUGAACCUGAAAGCGGGUGAAGGGACAUCGUCGGAUUCGGUGUCCGUAAUGAAGCCAACGGUACCAGGCUUCACACUGCGGCCAUCUCUCGGGUCUGCGUUCCAGCCACUGCAGCCGACAACACCCCCGUCCCCGCCAGCUCCCCACUGACUUACACCGACGAGCUCGGACGCCGCCCUGGCUGACGGCGCGCAGCGUCCCUCCAACUGGCACCAACGCUAGUGCCCACUCUACGGACUAGAGGGUUCCCUAUCUACCAAACAUUAACUUGCGUUUCACUAACCCUCUCUUUAAACGUCCUAUGUUUGUUGAAGUUGGAACUUACAUUUCCAAUUCCACGUUAGUUCGACGCAGCUACUUUGUGGCGUACAAAUGAAACAUUAUUGUACACGACAGAUGUUGUUGCGAGCUAGUGGUUUAUUUGUACAGUAACAAAAUAGCGUAGUUUCCCAUAGCACUGCAUAAAUGCUAAAUGUUAAUUACUUAUUACAGAAGUUGAACGUGUUAGUGGCAUCCAAAGUUUUAUCACCUAUUCAUAAUAACACGUUUUUAAUUAAUCUGUUGUGACAAUAAUAAACAUUCUAUAAAUGUAUUGUGACGAAAUUAAGAUGUCCUUUGAUACACAUAGUAUUGAAUGUUUGUUAAUUUCCAUCAAAUUUCGAGUGAGAGUAAGAAAUAGAGAUGUUCCAAUGUAUUGAUCUGUUUUAGACUUGCAAUUACUUUGCACAAAUUACUAUUUUGACAAACAGAGCAACCAAAGCAAUUUAAUCGCAGCAUUAGAUCCACUAACGAAGCCAAACAAAUGGCAAAAAUAUUUCAUAUAAACACAAGUACCUACAAAUUGUUUUAUAAGUAAGAUUGCCCUGAUAUUAUUUUAAUGAUUGCAUUAGGUAAUGAGGGAGCUAUUUUUCUAAAAUGUUUUAUUUAGAUAUUUUAGCACUCACUGCUCCAGCUUAAUUAAUUUGUUUACAUGACUGGAUAUAUAUUUGAUCUCAUUUUAUGUAUUAUUUUAAAAUUAUGUACAUAACACUACAUGUUGCAAGCAUAGAAUUUUAAAGUGUUAUAGUAUAAGUCAUUUUAUUUUAUUUUCAAAUACAUGAAGUUUUUGUUAAUGUAAUGAUUGAAGAUAAAUUUACUUCGGACCAAAUUUGUAAAAGGGCCAGAUCAUCUUAUUUGUGGUUAUGGAUAUAUCGGUUGCUAGAACGAUUUUCUAAUGCAAAAGAGCUUUAACUUGUGGGAUUUGAUAAAAGAAAAUGUAAGUAAGAAAAUAGACUGAAUUUUUAAACUUUACUCAUACUUUGAUACAGGUAACUUGACUUUAUUUGUUAUGUAGUGUAGAGUACUAUAAAGUGCCUAUUAUGGACAUGCUUACUUGUUUCUUUACUCUUCAAUGCAUACGUUUGUAAUUCCGUAGUAGUUGAUUUGUUUCACCAAUUCGAUGUUUGAUAUGUUUCGUCAGUAUCUGUAUCAGGUACAUGAGGCAUUUGUUCGCGUAACAUUCGUUUAGGGAAGUUUGGACCGCACUUGUUGGAUUUCUCAUUUUGGCCAAAAUGCAUUUUUAUCAUCGAGACUGAUAAUGUAGUAUGUUGACAACUUACACAUAAACAUAGUUAGAUCUGCUUUUGGACAUACGCAAUUAUUUUUUAAACCUUUUUUAAUAUUCGACGGCAAAUAUAUAUUUUGGAUGGCUCACCUUUGGGAAUAUAUAGUAUUUUAAUCUUAUCAUUGCUCAAACAAAAUUUUUAUUAAGAGCCACAACUUAUGAUAUACGCCGAAUUUGAAGAUGUAACGUGGUGAUUAUAAUAUUUCAAGUUGCUGAUGUAAAUUAGUACCUAUUGAUUAUAUUGGUUAUUCAAUAAACAAAUGUGAUAAUGUAAGGAAACGGUCGAAUCUGAAUGUUGAUCGUCGCUUGACAACUUUCGAUACUGCUAAGUACUAGUGCUAUUGUAACUAUGACUUAACAUGUUGCACAAAAUGGACAGUAUCCAUAAGUUGUGAAGAAUUAUCGAAGGUGCUGCGUAGUGACUAUAAGAGUGUACAGGCUGACCGACUUGUGACAAAGGAGCAGGGUGUUUGGGAUGCGAUUAUAUUGUAAGCAAUCGCACUUGACGGCAGAUAUCAUUUUCGAAUUGACUGCGAAUGUGACAAACUAAACCAGUAUCUGACGCUAUGAAAAAAAAAUGAUUUGGAAAUGUACAAAAAGUAUUAUCAUCAUUCAUUUUUACCUACAUGACGAUUGUGUGUAUGCAUAAGAUUAUAAUUAUGUUGUAUAAAAUGCCACUACAGUCGUAUAGUGAUUAAACAUAUUGUGCAAAAACAUUAAACAUGGAAGAAGAGCCGAGCCAAUAUUUAAAAUCCGGAUUUCUGUGUAAAAUGUUUCUGAAGUAAGUGCAAUAUAGCUGUAAUUCGAGUAAAUAUACAAGCAAACAAUUUACAAUAUAAAUUUUGAAGAUUAUAUGUAUGUACAUUUAAUUUGUUAUAAAUGUCUUGAAGCCUUCAUUGAUCCACAGUUUGAGUUGCUUAAUCAUUGUUGUGGAAACACUUUCUAUAAAGUAAGCUUUAUGAUUAUGUUCGCAUUGCUUCCUAACAGCUUCCAUGUCGCUUCUAGACUCCCCACACUUGGAAUCCAAAACAAUAUUAUGCUUUACUAAUAAUAGACUUAUGUCACAGGUCCAGGUUGUAAUUUAGGAUUUAUAUAAGCCUCUCCCAAUGUCGUUACCUAAUUUAAGGUUUAGUAAGUUUUAGUAAAGGACCCGAAAAAUUAUUAGCUGUUAAUAAAUGUGUGCUAUAAAAUGGUCCCCUUACUGUUUAAUUUAAAGUAACCACUGGGAUGUGGACUGAGGUUCCUAAAUAAAGAUGUUUGCAUUGCCACCACUAUAAGUUAGACUGCUGGUAUGAGCACAGUAUUCCAAAGGACAUCUUUAUUUAAGGACUUGAAAUGUUUUUUAAAGUACAUAAAAUAUUUUUAUAUGUUCAGGGUAGGAGAAGGGUGAGUUGUACCAUAAAAGUAACUUGGCUAGGACCUUAGAUUUGAUAGUUCUUUUAUAGAUGGUUAAUAUUAUUUUAAAGUUUGCUUUUAGAUGAAUGAUAAGUUUGUAAUUUUUAUUAAUACAAUAUUAGAAUUAAAUACUAACAUUUAAACUAAACCAAAAGUGCCCAUUGAGAUAAGUUUAUAAUUCAAGCAAGCCUUUUGUUCGGCAUUUUGUUGAAAAUAAUGUUUAGGCAACAAAAUUAGAAAUUAAGAAAAUUAUCGAAGGAUUGUUGAGUUUUAAGUUAUCUAAAAUUGUUGAGGUUUAUUGAUAAAAAUUUCUUUAGUUUUUUUACAAAUAAUGUUCAACAAAGGGCUUGUUUAGUUAGAGGCAUUAAUUGACAUCAAUAUUAAUAGUAUCUACAUUUAAGUAAUAAUAAGAAUGGUUUUAUUAUAGUUUUGUUUCAGAGAAGAAAUUCUAAUUACUAUUUUUGUUUCCAAUAUUUUAUCACUUUUAUCUGUUUUCACUGUAAUGUAUCUUGCUGUAUUGCAGACAUAUCCAAUAUACAGACUGAUUUAAAACCAA
Messenger RNA from Spodoptera exigua (beet armyworm), 5009 nucleotides. Lineage: Eukaryota; Metazoa; Arthropoda; Insecta; Lepidoptera; Noctuidae. The record is from the annotation of a GenBank genome assembly.